This is a messenger RNA of Rosa chinensis, 1205 nucleotides long. RefSeq names its product protein ALP1-like. The coding region runs from base 107 to 1186 and encodes 359 amino acids. The transcript has 3 exons. NCBI's taxonomy places the organism in Eukaryota, Viridiplantae, Streptophyta, Magnoliopsida, Rosales, Rosaceae. The record is from RefSeq and is a predicted model, not a curated record.
ACAAGCAGUGAUUUAUGUGUUAUACGAACUUGUGUUCAGCAUACGUGGUGAACAUAUUAGACGUCCGCUGACUCGUCGACCAGUGACAUCAAGUGGAUACAUAUAUAUGCACAACAUAUUGGACAGAGACCCUCAAAUCUUUAGAGAUGUGUAUAGAAUGUAUCCUGACGUGUUUCGAAAAUUAUGUAGCAUCCUAAAAGCGAAAACACCUUUACGGGAUACAAGACACAUUUGUGUUGAAGAAAUGCUUGCAACCUUUUUACUAGUUGUCGGCCAAAAUAAUCGAUACAGUGAAGCUCGGCUGAUAUUUGAGCGAUCUCAUUUUGCUGUUAGCAGAAGUUUCAACAAAGUCUUGAAGGCCUUGAAUACAAUAGCACCACAGUUUAUGGCUAAACCUGAAUCCAUACCACCUAACAUAAGAGAAAGUACAAGGUUCUAUCCUUACUUUAAGGAUUGUGUCGGAGCUAUAGAUGGCACGCAUAUUCCUGCAACGGUAGUUGGACGUGAGGUAAGCAGAUAUCGAAAUCGCCAUGGGAAGAUAUCACAAAAUGUAUUAGCAGCUUGUAACUUUGAUUUACAGUUCAUAUAUGUGAUUAGUGGAUGGGAGGGUUCCGCUCAUGAUUCAAAAGUGUUGAAUGAUGCGAUUUCUAGACGAAAUGGACUCAAAGUGCCACCAGGUAAAUAUUACUUAGGGGACUGCGGAUUCCCAAAUCGACGUCGGUUCCUAGCUCCAUUUCGAGGUACUCGAUAUCACCUCAAAGAUUUUGGUGGUGAAGGAAAUCAUCCUGUCAAUGCAAUUGAGUUAUUCAAUCUUCGCCAUGCUUCCUUGAGGAACGUAAUUGAGAGAAUAUUUGGAAUAUUUAAGUCGCGUUUCACAAUCUUCAAAUCAGCACCACCAUUUUUAUAUAAGACACAAGCAGAACUAGUUUUGGCUUGUGCAGGACUGCACAAUUUUCUUCGACAGGAAUGUCGUUCAGAUGAAUUUCCUCCUGAACCAGAAGAAGAUCCGAUAGACAAUCACGAAGAUAAUUUUGAAUGGGAUGAUUUUCAAACCCAAGAUCAGCAAAGAGAGAAUGCUAAUGAAUGGAGAAUGAGUAUUGCUACUCAUAUGUGGACAGAUGCCCAACCAAAUGCCAACAAUGAAAACAAUGACAAUCAAGAAAGUGAAAAUGAGGGAGAAGAAUAAAUCAUAUCAUUAUUUCAAA